AUGGCUUCCUGGGCUGCCCUUAACAUACUCGAGGAUUCGGAGGACGAAGAAGUUGCCGAUAAUACACAAGAAAUCCAAAUCGAAGAGGCUCUCAAACUACAUCAGAAGGCAUUGAAACUACACAGCGAGAAGGAAUGGAAGUCGGCUGGUGAGACUUUCGAAGAAUUAUUCCGUUCGGAGAUCUUUCAGCAGGAUCAGACGGAGGAUGCAUUACGGCUACGAAACAUAUUGUACCUGGCAUAUCGGGGGUAUGCGGAGUUCAAGCUGGAUCUCAUGAAAGCAAGGGUGAAUGAAUACUCCGACGAAGAAGCGGACAAGAUCAUUGCACAGGCGCUGGAAUGGUUUGGGGAAGCCCUGGCUAGAGAUGCGGAUGAUGGUUCGCUUUGGCGCAAGACUGCUAAGCUUGCUAAGCGGCUAAAGUCGUCACGGUUAACUCGGUUCGCGCUGGAGGCUGUAGUUUCGAGGGGACUGGACUCGGUCUUGAGCCAGUCCACACCCUCUAAUCCAGAAGAACUUUACGCAACUUUCCUCCUUAGAGAUACACUCAAGGAAACAUCUGACGACGUCGGCCUUCAGUCAAAAACAUUCAAAAAGGUUGGAAAUAAGUCGCUGAAUCCGAAGUAUCAGGUCUAUCUGGAGGUCUACCCAUGGCUCAAAGCUUCUUCCCAAAUCACAAUUUCUACAGACCACGAGGGGCAGUACGAUGUUCUCACCGUUUCGAAAAAGAACUGGACAGCUGUGGGUGUUGCAAUACUCGACCGCCUGCAAGAUGAAGACGCAGUAGCCGACCGCUCUGUAGUAAUACAACUAGAAGGAGAGCCUUUGGAGCUUGAAAUACCUGCCCCUACUCCAAUAGCAGAAAUAGCAGUCAAAUUGUCUCCUGAUGGUGACGUCCCAAUGGUCGAUGACCAGGAAAUUGAACGCCCUAUUGCCGCUCGGAGGAGAAGUACUUCAACGAAUGCUAAGAGGAAGGGUUCUGCAGUCCCAGUUGAUGCUGAAGGAAGUACAAGGGCCAGCAAGAGAGUCAGGAACCGCGAGUCUAACGCAGCUGCCGCCGCUGCCGCAGUUAUCACAGAAAUAACCCCUCGAGAAUCGGUAGUGCUUGAAGAUAGGCUCUUUAAAACGGCAAACGAAUUGUUUGCUGAGUUAGGAAUAUCGUUGGGGCCAUCCUCUUUACUGAAGCCUGAUCUUAAGAAGGAGGACGAUGAAGAUAAUGGCUUCUCCGUGAGCGAUAUAUUUAUCAAAGACUUCAAAAGCACGCUAGUAGAAUGGGAUGACGAGAAAGGCAAUGUUGCCCUUUAUGGCGAGGGAAUUAAAAAGCCAGACGAGGAGAUUCUAAGUUUACAGAGUUUUACUCAGGCUGCCCCAAGCGCGACUCAAUCGCAGAGACCAUCGUUACCCGCAGAUGAUGGGCUUCGGCGAUGGAUCCAGAAGUCGAAUAGUCAAAGACUCCAAAUUCCUGAACUUUGCGUUUCUUUUGUUCGCGCUUUACUCUCUGCUGGCAAUGGUGGAAAAGCAAAAUAUUCUGCUUAUUCAUGGUCUGAAACCCUCAAGGACGUGGUUCGCACCCUUUCUGAGUCCCGGAACGAAGAUUUUGAACGCUAUUUUCAGCAACUUCGAGACGACUUGAGCGAGGGGAAUGCUUCGGAGGACUUUAUUAAUGGGGAAGUCGAGGUCGCUCAGUCAUUGUUCGAGCUAUCGUUGGAUAAUCUCUCAUCUAGCGAGCGAGACAGAAACUCGACAGAACUUUCAACAAAUGAAGCUUCUCCGUUGAAGUUGAAGGCUGUUAGGUGGGGAACGUUAGUUGGGGAUCUUAUGAGAUUCCGUGCCCGGGAUGAGGAGAGUAACAUUCAUCUAGACUCUCUAACUCUGCGGUAUCUAUGGGCAAAUGCCGUUCUUGUCCCCUUCACAAACCCCUCACGGGAUUUCCUGUUGGAAUGCUAUGAUGAUUUAAAAGAAACCUUAACACGGUUAGGCAAUCCGACAAUCGAGCUCCCAAAUAGCGCUUCUAUGCCGGAAAUAUCGGUCGCUCGGGCAGAUAGAGAAAUUUCCAAGGCGAAAACUAUGGAUUUCUUCGCAAACAUCUUCUCGUCGGCUGUUCAAAGCACAGACCCUUUCGAAGUAAUCGAGGACCUCGAAAUUAUCCUCGAGCCGAAAGUUGAAGAAUACGACAUCGACGAGGAUGGAAUCAAGAAUAUCCAGGAAAUGACAAAAGUCCUAGAGACAUCAAGUGUACAAGUGAAAGUUUCUCUUUGGCAGAAACUACGAGAUGCUUACAACCGCUUGGGGGACUAUGCUAAUGUUCUGAGGUGCCGGAUCACCUGUAUGAAUAUUAUCGUCAAAGAGUUGAUGAAUCCGGCCUAUUCCGAAAAAUCCGUUGAGAAUAGAACAUUUAUUUUAUUGCGAGCCAUUUUCUGGCUCAAUGAAACGUUACCCGGUAUGGCUGAGCAACUAAUCGGAGACCCUCGAAAACUCUUGAACCUCAACCCAGAACUCCAAAAUAUGGCAUACACCAUCAUACCCCAAAUUCUUCGACUAUUACACGUCUAUGUUUUCUUCGAGGAUGCUGUCGUGUCAGGUGAAAUCACGAAACCAACUCUCCAUUCAUACAGAAUGUUGACAACAGCGAUGAACAAACUCCUUGUCCACUGCUGGUCGAUGAUGUACCUCAUGUAUCGAGGCAAAGUCGAGACUCCGUCGGAAGAUGACUCGACUCAAAUUUGGCAAGAAAAGUGUGUCCGACUUGCCUCGGCGAUACACACAGAAAUUGGGAUUCGCAAUUUAUGCAAGUUGCAUAGUCGAGUCUUUCUCAAAAUUGCGCUUAAAGAUAUUCUGGACUUCGAAAUCCAAGGUUCGGAGCCGGAUCUAGUCCAGUGCUUAAAGUGUGUCUAUAAUUUUGAUGUCGCCCUUGAUCUAUAUGAUGUAGCAGAUCACAAAUGCGACCCAUUGAAACUGGAUCGUGAUACUGCUCUCAAGGUUUUCCCCUUCGUUAUGACUCUCGCUGAAAAGAAGAAAUCUGCGCAAGUUGGGCUCAAGGGCGCCAUGAAAGAGGCCAUGCAGACACUAGUUGAUGUCAUCGGCACACCCUCCGACAGGGAUAAGGAUGUUGCAUAUAACACCAAAAUGCUAGAUGAGUAUAUUGGCUCUCCAAUGAAUCCUCUUCCCUUUUAUGCCUCCCUUCGGGGUGGGAGUACCCCGAACUUCGUUUCGAUUCGAUCUGAUUACGCAAAGGUGGCUGAGAAGGGUUUCUUCUUUGAAUAUGGCAUGUCAUUAUUCCUCCGAUACAAAUUUGCAAAAAAGGCCCAAAACCAAGACGUUGAUGAUGUAGAAGAUGUUGUCAAAUACCUUCGAUAUAAUCUCGUUUGUGGAAACUUCCAGCGCUGGGAGCCGUGGUACCGUCUCGGGCAAUCAUAUGAAUUUCAAUUCGAGGAUGACAUUACCUAUGGAGCCGAGAAGAUCAAUGCGAAGAGAGAUGAGCUGGCUGUCCUUGAGCGGAAAAUAUUGCAUUGUUACUCUAUGGCAAUUGGGCUUAUUUCCGAAGAAGAGGACGAAUCGGAGGAGGAUGCAGCCAACAAGUGUCAAUUAUACAUCGAUUUUGCAAUGCAAGUAUACUCCGCUAUCCGGCCACCUCUCGAACGCGAGGCCUUCCUAGUUGAUGGCUAUGAACGAUACUGCAGUGGUGCAGAGGGUGUGUUCAUGCAGCGAAUACACGGCGACGUCUCGCUCGAAAAUGCCUUGAAAUUCGCCAUCACACUUUUCAAGCGGGCGAUCAAAGAGGGCUCAACUGACUGGAAAAAUUACUAUAUGAUUGCUAAGUGUUACGGGAAGCUUGAAGCAGAACCACAGGUCAUUCUCUCAUAUCUUUCGGACGCUGUCAGCCAGAUCCCUAUUCGGGACAGGGGUGAACAAGUUCUUGAACCUUACUAUAAGCUCGUUGCAUCCGUCUAUAAGUACGCCAAAUCUGGCGAGAUCGCAAUUCAAGAGGCCUACGAACAACUCAAUGCAAACCCAUGGCUCCAAAAGAACCUGAAGGAUCUCGCUCAAGACCCAGUCUCAUUCACGACCUUUGCUAGGGGCAUACACGACCUUCUCAACAAGAUACGAAAUUUAGAUAAGCAAAAGUGGCACCACCGUAUGACGUAUCGAAUGGCGAGAAUCAUGUAUGAUGAUAUUGAAGAUCAUGACAAGGCGCAUAAAGAAAUCUCGACGUUCUUUUCUCACAAGAACCAGCUUUAUACAAUCUGGAAGCCCGAGAAUGAACGCCCCGGGCGACAUUACGUCUAUGUCCAUCAAUACCUGUUAUUCUGGACCCAGAUACUGGGAGAAAUCAAUGAUAAGUCAACACUGGAAGCGCUGGUGAAGAAACUCAAGAAAGCUGGAUCCACUGGCGGAUGUUGGAAACAGCCAGAAGUCUGGGACAAAGUUGUCCUUACAUAUGCCAAAACCCUGCGCCAAGUCAAUGAAAUUGGUGAAAAUAUGGAGACGACGGUAUAUGAGAACGUUACGUACGACGAAUUUAAUACCUAUUCCCAAAAGAUGGAAGAGCAUUAUGAGAAUCCGGAAAACCAGAAGGGCAAAAUGUUUGAAAUUCUUAAGGAUACUUACGAUCUCAAAAAGCUAAAUACGGGACAGACAAAGACCGCUAUGAUUGACGACUUGCUCACUGACACAUUUUCUUUGCUGUAUCAAGAAGUAGUUCCAGACUUGAUCGCUAAGCUUUCAGGGCCGACAAGUACUGCGAGUCCAAAGCUUGGGGCCAACACGAACCCAAUGUCUUUGCAUAAUCUUGUCGAUGGGGUUGAUAGCUCCGCCGCACAAGUUAAUAAUUCGGUCGUCUUAGCAGCAGCUCAUGGCAAGAUCGACGAUUACCUAGGGAGGAAAAUGACGAAAGUUCUGAGAAAAGAUGUCCUGCAGAAGGUCAACUCAAUGUUCAGGAUUAUUUGGAAUGCACAAAACUCUCAAAACGCAGCAAAGUUGAUCAUGGCUGGUAAGGACUCUACCAAGGAAGUAUCCCCGAAGGAGGAUCUGGGUAGGGAAGGUGAUAUUGAAAUGAAGGACAGCCCUAUGAGGGAGAAAUACCCCGAAGACCCGGCUAGCCCAAAUAGUGAGGAUGCCGACGAUGAAGGCGCGGAUAAUUCUGAUGCCAACAUCACUAUGUGA
Molecule: messenger RNA, 5160 nt
Organism: Orbilia oligospora ATCC 24927
Lineage: Eukaryota; Fungi; Ascomycota; Orbiliomycetes; Orbiliales; Orbiliaceae
Exons: 11
Coding region: 1-5160 (1719 amino acids)
Biological process (GO): chromatin organization
Cellular component (GO): HIR complex; nucleus
Molecular function (GO): nucleosome binding
Source: RefSeq, a predicted model, not a curated record